This is a messenger RNA of Osmerus eperlanus (European smelt), 1166 nucleotides long. Its product is annotated as basic proline-rich protein-like. The record is from RefSeq and is a predicted model, not a curated record. Lineage: Eukaryota; Metazoa; Chordata; Actinopteri; Osmeriformes; Osmeridae. The annotation marks the transcript as partial. The transcript has a single exon.
CCGACCCCUGACCUGGCAUCCACACUGCUGUCUGUCUGUUGGCCCCCUCUCGGCAGGGCCCCCUCUCGGCAGGGCCCCCUCUCGGCUGGGCCCCCUCUCGGCUGGGCCCCCUCUCGGCAGGGCCCCCUCUCGGCAGGGCCCCCUCUCGGCUGGGCCCCCUCUCGGCAGGGCCCCCUCUCGGCAGGGCCCCCUCUCGGCAGGGCCCCCUCUCGGCAGGGCCCCCUCUCGGCAGGGCCCCCUCUCGGCAGGGCCCCCUCUCGGCAGGGCCCCCUCUCGGCUGGGCCCCCUCUCGGCAGGGCCCCCUCUCGGCAGGGCCCCCUCUCGGCUGGGCCCCCUCUCGGCUGGGCCCCCUCUCGGCAGGGCCCCCUCUCGGCAGGGCCCCCUCUCGGCUGGGCCCCCUCUCGGCUGGGCCCUCUGCCAGCCUGGCCCUCUGCCAGCCUGGCCCUCUGCCAGCCUGGCCCUCUGCCAGCCGGCCCCCCUCCCUGCUGGGCCCUGGCCGGGGGGGACAGGAGGGCGGGGGGAGAACUGUAGAGGUGUAACUUGCUCCAAAAGAGCGCCAAUGUUGGACUAACAAGCGAGGAGCCAGGUAGGGUUGUGACCUCUGUGUACAGCUUAGAAACUAAAUGUGAAUCUGUGGCGCUCUUCAAGAUAUUCUUUUAUUUUAUUUUUUGGUUAUUAAAGAAAGUUCUGAGAGGAAAUGUAUUUUAGGCUUUCGUCUUCUGCUCCUACUCUUAUCUAUGAUGAUGAUGAUAAAACAAGUCUUUUUACUGUGUUUGUGAAAAGAAAUGUCCUUAAUAAGUUUGUUUUAAUAAUUAAUGGAUUCCAGAGUAACAGUUCACUUGUACAGUGACUGUUACCAGUAAUCAGAAGCUAGGGUUCUUUGCUAAGGACUCAAAGGUGUUCUGGAUCUAUGUGCUAUCCCAACAACAUGGUUGUAAUAUAACAUGUCAUGUUAACAAAUGAUAUAGAAUGCCAGCUGUUGUUGUGACAGUUCAUUUUUAAUGUGUUGUAAUUCCAGUGAGGAGUUGAUCUCUCACAGGGCCGGGUUCACCACUGAUGUGUGGAUGGACAUGACUGCUCGGGGCAUAUCAAUAAACGGUUGUGUAUUGUAUAUAGGCCUACAUGAACAUCAUGCCAGAUAAAUAAAAACACUUGAAUAUUCCUAG